CCUCCGAAAGUGCUGGGAUCACAGGCGUGAGCCACCACACCUGGCCCAUUUACUCCUUUCUAUGAUGGAGGAAGUGAAAUAAGUUGAGAGGAAGGUGAGCCUGGAAAGGCAGGCAAGACUACUAGAUCAUUAAAAAUCCUGAAUUCCAUGCUAAAGAUCUUAGCUUUUAUUUAUCUUGUAGCUGAUCGAAAACAAACAAAAAUAAACAAGUAGAGUGAUGUAGUCAAGAAUUGCACUUUAGAAGGCUACUUUGGCGAUAGCGUGGAGAGUAAGAGAGGAUUUAGACUUCAGGUUGGUUGGUUCAUUUCUACUUAAUAUUUGCCUUUCUUUGGGGAGCUAUUUCUUUGAUAAGCAGGAAAAAGGAAUACUCAAGUCUCUGCUCCACAGGAGUUUAGAAUUGCUCGCCUGGUUUCCGCAUGGUUCUUUGGAGCGGCCUGAAUCAGUUUGUCCUAAAUUUAUUUGUCAUCUCCUUCCCCCCAUUGGAGUUUGGGAGGACUACUCUGAAGUGCCUCCUAAGAACAUUGGAUUUAAUCUAAUGCAUGAUUAACACCAAGAAAUUCUAGCCUCGACUGAUCUCCACUAAUCUCCAUUUGACCACUGACAUCCUCCUUUUGCUUUCUGCUGAAGUUAAAUUAUUGAACAGGUUAUUGGUGGCUUUUCUUUGGGUCUAGUUUUAGGGCAAGCUAGGCAGUUUAAUGCUUAACUGGUUUAAUUAACAUUUGUAGUGAUUAACCAUUUCUAAUUAUGAGCAAUUGAGAAACAGUGCUUCACAUUUUCUCCUCUUUAUUGCUCACGCUGCCCAUUACUACCCUUUCCCUACCUGACUUAUGCUGUUCUAACAAAAAUAUAUAAUUUGUAAAAUCUGGAUUGGUCCUACAGCAGAAUCAAGUUGAUCUGUGAUUGGCUCAUUAUGUGUUCAGAGAGCACAGGCAACUUUAAUUGAUGAUACUUGUGACUGGAGAGUACUGAUUGAAUAAAAUUUUUUUUAACCUCCAUCACCAUAAAGCUAUGUGGUGAAACACAUAUCUUUGGAUUUGGUUGAAGCACUUCUGGAUUUGGUUGAAAUCAGUAAAAGACAAAUUUGUGGUUAUCCAGAUUGUUACUUUUUAUGGAUAACCAAGUAAUGGAUAAGAUAAUUGGGUGUCUCAGCACAUGCCAACCAUAAUGGAUCAGGCAAGAAUUUAGCAGUGGUUUUUCCAUCAUUUUUUUAAUGAUAUUACAGUUUUCAUCCUUGUGCACAGCAAAUAUAUACUUACAUUGACAAAAAUCUAAGGAGUGGAUAGCAAGGGAACCUUGUUUUUUUACCAGUCAUCAAGCCAAAGGACUAUUUUCAAAAGUAAUGAUUUUGUUAUACCAUAGUAGUAUCAACCGUAACAACUUUUACAGGUGAGCUUAAAUAAAGGCUACAUAAUGUUAAUUUAGCUGAGUUUUAAAAUGUCCCUUGCUUUACUACCAGAUGUCAGUACUGAUAGGUAGUUGUGGAAUAAAACGAUUCUUUUGAUGUUACUGUAGGCCAGUACUUUGUAAGAAACAGCAGCAGAAAUUGGGAGGGUGCUAAGUAGGGAGAAAUCUGUGAGGCACUUGUACUUGGUGAAUAAAUGUCAUUUGGCGUUUAACUGCAGUUAUGAUGAACUGAAUAUUUUGUUAUAUAUAAGAAAUCAUGUGUUCCUUAAGUACUCUGUUUUUCCCCCACUUCUGUGUCUUACUUGCUUUUAGUUUGGUCAGAUAUUAUCGGCAAAGAAUUUGUCUGCUCUGCUACUCUAUACUAGACAUCUAUCCUUGUCCAAGUCAACUAUACUCUCAAUCUACUUCCUCAUUUUCAUAACUACUCUACCUGCCCCACAAGGUGUUUGUGAGUAGUGAAUGAGAAUACUUCUUGCUUUGAAAGCAAGAAGCAGUGUGGUGUAUUCGAAAGUAUAUGGUUUUUAGAGUCCAUCCUGGACCCUGCCACUCACCAGAUAUAGGUAUUAAGUCAGGUUACUUAAUCUUACUUCAAUAUCUUCAUCUAUAAGGAGUGGCAGGCUGGGGGCAGGAAUGACCCCUGUUUAACGGAGUUUUUCUGACAGCAAAAUGCCCCACUCAGUCUAAAGUAUUUUAUAUAUUAUUGUGCUCAUUUGGGCACUUAAGAGAUAGUAGCUGCUGCUACAAAUCCUGACCAUUACUCAAUACUUAGAUAUGCCACUUAAUCCUAUUACUGAAGAGAAAACUGAAGACAAAAGAGGUGAAAUGGUUUGCCCAAAUUAUACAGCUAGCUGGUGAGUGGCUUAGCUAUUGACUCAGACUCUUUCUGCUGUGUCACUUAGGCUACCAUUAAUAAGUGAUAAUGUGGGAAAAUAACAGCAGAAGGACUCUCCACCAACUACUUCUGAACUGACUUGUAGCUCUAACCUGAUGCACACUCUUCUGUAAAAUGUACUUACUGAUACCACGGGCCAACUGAACACUCAUAGCAGGGCAUAUACUUCUCUUGUCUUGGUUGGAUGCACAAAUCUGUGUGCAGUGCUUUUUGCCCGUUGCCUAGACGAUCACUUGGUUUCUCUGAGGAUGUCUGGUUCUCGUAAAGAGUUUGAUGUGAAACAGAUUUUGAAAAUCAGAUGGAGGUGGUUUGGCCAUCAAGCAUCAUCUCCUAAUUCUACAGUUGACAGCCAGCAGGGAGAAUUUUGGAACCGAGGACAGACUGGCGCAAACGGUGGGAGAAAGUUUUUAGAUCCAUGUAGCCUACAAUUGCCUUUGGCUUCAAUUGGUUACCGAAGGUCCAGCCAACUGGAUUUUCAGAAUUCACCUUCUUGGCCAAUGGCAUCCACCUCUGAAGUCCCUGCAUUUGAGUUUACAGCAGAAGAUUGUGGCGGUGCACAUUGGCUGGAUAGACCAGAAGUGGAUGAUGGCACUAGUGAAGAAGAAAAUGAAUCUGAUUCCAGUUCAUGCAGGACUUCCAAUAGUAGUCAGACAUUAUCAUCCUGUCAUACUAUGGAGCCAUGUUCAUCAGAUGAAUUUUUCCAAGCCCUUAAUCAUGCUGAACAAACAUUUAAAAAAAUGGAAAACUAUUUGAGACAUAAACAGUUGUGCGAUGUAAUUUUGGUCGCUGGUGAUCGCAGAAUUCCAGCUCACAGAUUGGUGCUCUCCUCUGUCUCAGACUAUUUUGCUGCCAUGUUUACUAAUGAUGUCAGAGAAGCAAGACAAGAAGAAAUAAAAAUGGAAGGUGUAGAACCAAAUUCAUUGUGGUCCUUGAUCCAGUAUGCUUAUACAGGCCGCCUUGAAUUAAAAGAAGAUAAUAUUGAGUGCCUGUUAUCUACAGCUUGCCUUCUUCAGCUUUCACAGGUUGUAGAAGCAUGCUGUAAGUUUUUAAUGAAACAGCUUCAUCCAUCCAACUGUCUUGGAAUUCGUUCUUUUGCCGAUGCCCAAGGUUGUACAGAUUUGCAUAAAGUGGCUCACAAUUAUACUAUGGAGCAUUUCAUGGAAGUAAUCAGAAACCAGGAAUUUGUAUUAUUACCAGCCAGCGAAAUUGCAAAGCUCUUGGCAAGUGAUGACAUGAACAUUCCUAAUGAGGAGACAAUAUUGAAUGCACUUCUUACUUGGGUCCGUCAUGAUUUGGAACAGAGACGGAAAGAUCUAAGUAAACUUUUGGCUUAUAUUAGGCUACCUCUUCUUGCACCACAGUUCCUGGCAGACAUGGAAAAUAAUGCACUUUUUCGGGAUGAUAUAGAAUGUCAGAAACUCAUUAUGGAAGCAAUGAAGUACCAUUUAUUACCAGAGAGACGACCCAUGUUACAGAGUCCUCGGACAAAACCUAGGAAGUCAACUGUUGGUACAUUAUUUGCAGUUGGGGGAAUCGAUUCAACGAAAGGAGCAACAAGCAUUGAAAAAUAUGAUCUCCGUACAAAUAUGUGGACUCCAGUAGCAAAUAUGAAUGGGAGGAGGCUACAGUUCGGUGUUGCAGUGCUAGAUGACAAACUGUAUGUGGUUGGAGGAAGAGAUGGACUGAAGACUUUGAAUACUGUAGAGUGCUACAACCCCAAAACAAAAACUUGGAGUGUGAUGCCACCUAUGUCCACACACAGACAUGGCCUUGGUGUGGCUGUACUAGAAGGUCCCAUGUAUGCUGUAGGAGGACAUGAUGGCUGGAGCUAUCUGAACACGGUGGAAAGAUGGGACCCUCAGGCUCGCCAGUGGAAUUUUGUUGCCACUAUGUCUACCCCCAGGAGUACAGUAGGUGUGGCAGUACUAAGUGGAAAACUUUAUGCAGUUGGUGGUCGUGAUGGAAGCUCUUGUCUCAAAUCAGUAGAAUGUUUUGAUCCUCAUACUAAUAAGUGGACACUGUGUGCACAGAUGUCAAAAAGGAGAGGUGGCGUAGGAGUGACGACCUGGAAUGGACUGCUGUAUGCUAUAGGGGGGCACGACGCUCCCGCAUCCAACAUGACUUCCAGACUCUCAGACUGUGUGGAGAGAUAUGAUCCCAAAACAGACAUGUGGACUGCAGUGGCAUCCAUGAGCAUCAGCAGAGAUGCAGUGGGGGUCUGUUUACUUGGCGAUAAGUUAUAUGCUGUUGGGGGGUAUGAUGGACAAGCAUACCUUAAUACCGUGGAGGCUUAUGAUCCCCAGACAAAUGAGUGGACCCAGGUUGCUCCACUUUGCCUAGGAAGAGCUGGAGCUUGUGUUGUGACUGUAAAAUUAUAAUUUAGUGCUCUGUUUUCUACAUGAAGACACCGUCUUCCUUUAUUAAUUUAGUAUAAUUAUUCUAUCAAUGGAUACAUUUUUAGUAAACGUGCAUUGUCACAAUCCUGGGCACAAAGUGCCUGAUCUCAAAGUGAAGAUAGUAAAACAAAGGAGGAAGCAGUGGAUGGACCAGGAUUAAUUCCUUUCAUUUCUUAGUAAAUUAAAACAUGCAGCUGGUGGAUUGUGAACACACAUUCCUGAUGUAAUAUGUGAGGACAAAUGCACUGCCCUGGAACAUAACCCAGUGCUAACUGGGGGUUUCACUUAAUUCAGUCAAGCACAUCUUACUCACAUCCAGAUUUAUUUUCCUACAGUGCAGACACACCAGAUGAAACUUUAAAAUGCUACUUUUUGUAAGCUUAUCAUACAUGAGUUGCAGUAAUUUGUUUGCUUGUUUAACCACAACCACUAUUUUAAUGAUACACUAAAGAUAACACUAUUUAGUUUUUUCAGAAACAUCUGCAUUAUAUGUGUGUUGGUUGUGGAUUUUGUUUCUAAAAUUGGCUUAGUCCAAUAAAUAAAGAAAAGCAUUAAGGACUUAAAGCAACAAUAACCAAAUAAAAACUUGAUAGGAUCUUUGAAGUCUAUUUAAAUAUUCAUUCCAUUACAUCUAGACUCACCAAGAACUACAUGUUAUGAUGUUAAGUUGAAGUUGAAACAUGAUGUUUUGCAUUAAAUUUAAGAUAUGCAAAUUUAUGUAGAGAAAAUAAAUGUUAUAUACCCUAUAAUGUUCUUUCACCUAAUUAGUAUUUAAUUAUAUGGAUUUGUUUUAUAUUAUAAAAGAUGUUUGAUUUUGUCUUUUGAUAUUGACAAAAUUGUUUGGAUAUCCUUAUGUUCUGAAGUCUGUAUCUGCCUCCCCUGCCUUAUUUCUUAUGUUUUGCCACAGUUAACCCAUUGUGCUUCUUUGUAAUCAAAGUUUGUGGGGGAAUGGGCUUAUUGAAUGUCUAAAAACUAAGUUUAAAGUGUUUGUUACCCUAAGUUUUUUACAUUUGUAACUCUGAUUACAUAUGUGAAUGUUAUUACUCUCAGUGAAUUGUUAUUGUUUGCAAAAAUGCACUGGGCAGUAGCAUUUUGUGAUAAAUCCUACAAGAUAUAAGUCA
Molecule: messenger RNA, 5813 nt
Organism: Cercocebus atys (sooty mangabey)
Lineage: Eukaryota; Metazoa; Chordata; Mammalia; Primates; Cercopithecidae
Gene: KLHL5
Product: kelch-like family member 5
Exons: 12
Coding region: 2545-4674 (709 amino acids)
Molecular function (GO): protein binding
Source: RefSeq, a predicted model, not a curated record